UAAAAUUUGGAAUAUAUUUGUGAGAGAAUUUAAGUUUUUUCAAGGAGUGAAGAUUUUCUAUAUUUUUUAUAUUUAUUUACCUUUCACGUGAUUAUGAACAGUAUCUCCGAAGAAUGCAACGACUUAAAGAAGAGUUAUGAUGCAUGCUUUAAUUCUUGGUAUACUGAGAAAUUCCUUCAGGGUGAGACAAGCUCCGAGCCGUGUAGGGAACUGUUCGAGUCUUAUCGCGCUUGUGUCUUGGUAAGUCAUCACCAAGGAUGUCACACCUUUGGUGGGAGGGUGGUAGGGCGGGGAGGUACCACCUCACUUUAUAUCUACAUUCUACUGACGUAUAAAGACUAUAAAGCAACCGACCAACUAAUGGAAAUCAAUUGGACGAUUGAUGAUUCCCAAACCAAUAUUGAUCAAUCAAAAUCAAUCAAUCUUGACAACCCAUUGAGUGGCAGUAUUCUCCUGUUGACAAGUGAAAUCAUCUGAUGUUAGACAGAGUAAAAUAACAAAGUAGGGUGCAUCAGGGGGCAUUGCCGCCACUUAAAGGGUUAAUAUGAAACAUGCUUGUGAAUGCAAUAUAUAUUUUCGAUAAUUAUGUUCUUGGCCUGGGAGUGUCACUCUGAUGAAUCAAGACGAAAGGCAAUUGGCUCAUGAUUCAUGGGAAUGAAGCCCCCAAUGAUUUACUCAUUGAACGCAAUCAUGCAAUCCCCCUAUCAGGCUUUCACAAGUAAAAUUGUCUGGCAUUAGACAGAGUAAAAUAAUAACGUAGGGUUACAUCGAGGUGCAAUGCCAUUGUUUAUUUGUUGACAUGCUUAUUUAUUUACAAUCGUCGUAUUUUCUAUCCACGUUUACUUUUCAGAAAGCGUUAAAGGAUAAAAAUAUCAGCGUAGAAGAAGUCGAGAAAGAUGUCUUAGGAACGCACAACGAGAAGAAAGCUCCGGACGCUCAUGCCACAGAAAGCUGACAAGAAUGAUCAUAAAUUAUUCCAGUCAAGAGCUAGCUAUAGAUUCUAAGAAGAGGCAAUUCUUUCUUAGUUAUUGGUCCUAAAAUUAACACCACAUAAUUAAACUUUUAAAAUGGAAAGACUCUCCCCUUGACAAGUAAAAUCAUCUGGCAUUAGACACAGUAAAAUAAUAAAGUAGGGCGCAUCGGGGUGCAUUGGCACUUGAGUGUCCAGUGGUAUGCAGUAUUUUAUAAUAAACUUCAAAAAAUAUCUCAAACAUGGAGGUCAAAUGUAGGUAACUAUUUGAAAAUGUAAAAACACUUCAAUGUUCUGUAUUGUAAGUUAGCAGUUGUCAGAUGGUAAAAAUCUUCAAGGCAGUUCAGACAGCAACUAUAUUAGUUUUAUUAUUAGUCUAAAUAUUUUUGUAAUUAAUUAAGAGAAACUUUUAAUAUGUGGUGCAGUGAACAAUAGCUCCAGAAUAGGAACUGGAAAAUAAUUUAUUAUCAUUUAAUUAAUAAAUUAAAAGAAUAUGAUUAAAUUAGAUAUACCAGUACAUUAAAAAUAAUUAAAGAAUAUGGAACAAGCGCGUGUCAUAUGUAUAGGUCAUAUAGAAAUAUCUUUUAUUUCGCUCCAUUACCAUCAUUUGCCGGGUAAAUAUAAAACAUGAAUAUCAUUUCAAAUAUUAGUUUUUUAACACAAGACUGAAGUGUGUUACAAGUCUCUCGCAUCUCUUGUUGCUUCCGGUACUUUUAAUGUGAUGCCCUCAAAUUUUUCUGUAACUUCAAUUUGACAUCCCAAUCUCGAUCUGAGAAAGAUAAUGGAAGUAAGGAUCAUCUAGUAUUGAUCCAGUGUUACUACAGG
Molecule: messenger RNA, 1795 nt
Organism: Paramuricea clavata
Lineage: Eukaryota; Metazoa; Cnidaria; Anthozoa; Malacalcyonacea; Plexauridae
Source: the annotation of a GenBank genome assembly